AUGGCCGGUGCCGAUUACUUGCCAUCAGGGUCGGCGAUACGAGCGGACGGAUUACCUGAUGGUAAGCAAUCAGAGCCGCCCAUGGACACCUGCAACAACAGAGGAGUUAAGAGGCCCGGUAUAAAGGGCACGAUGGCGAUCCUGAACUGCUUGCUGGCGAGGCAGCUCUGCUUCGAGGACGCCUCCUGUUCCGCCAUCUUGGAAAUCAUCCCGCGCGUCUGUGGAUCUGAACUUGUUGCUUGUUCGACGGUAACGGUGACGAAGUGCCAAGCUGCUCUGAGGACCCUGCAAGCCUUUCCAUUCUUCAAGCCGACCUGCCUCUGUCGAGAACCGAACGUGGAUCCUGAAUGCAACUCCUUCCGCGACUUCCUGUUUGACCAUCCCUGCGUGUUUGUGAUGAAGAAGGAAAAAGACCCGUAUCCAGUGGAGACCCUGCCGACUUGCACGUAUGCCCUGAGCGUCUGCCACAAUGAAAGAGCCUGCUCCGUACUCUUCGAUCGAUUCAAGAACGCUUGCAAAGCCCGCGAUGGUGAAUGCCGAAUGGAUGACAGGGAGGCAUGUCGUGAAGCCUGGGCUGGUCUCCGUCUCUCCCCACUCUUCGGCUGCAUCUGUCCCAACACCCACAUGAAGAAACGUUGCGACCGCAUAUUCGCUGUGGUAAACCACAACCCAUGUGUCGGUGAGUAA
This is a messenger RNA of Spodoptera exigua (beet armyworm), 687 nucleotides long. NCBI's taxonomy places the organism in Eukaryota, Metazoa, Arthropoda, Insecta, Lepidoptera, Noctuidae. The record is from the annotation of a GenBank genome assembly.